CUUAACUGUUAAAGCUUUGACCGGGAAAUACAAAGCCCCAGCCAAUCCAAUGCAACAAGAGCAGAUUUUCAAAAUAAGUAGAUAUGUAGUGUUUACAAAAAAUAUAUGUAUUUUAACUUUUGACGAUCUUGUGUAUCGAUGUUUUGAUGAAUUUAUUUGCUUUUCAUUACUUUUGUGAUGGAAAAAAAAGACAAACUUUCAAAAAUGCAGGCUUGUAUUUUAUGUAGAAGAACAGACGACGAUGAGCUAUUGUAUGGUAAAUUUUACCACAGACGUGCUUUAUCAGUUCAUCAUAAGUGUAUGUUUUUUACUAGCGGGCUGGUUCAGCGCUCAAAACCUAGUAAAAAUGGGAUUCUUGGUUUUCUUUUAAGUGAUAUUCAAGCCGAAGCUUCGCGUGGAAAGAGAUUAAAAUGUUUUUACUGUAAAAAAAUCGGGGCUACAGUUGGAUGCAUAGUGAAAAUGUGUAGGAGAGUCUUUCACUUUCCUUGUGGUGUUCAGUAUCAUUCAUUGCAUCAAUAUUUUGGUAACUUCUCUUCCUACUGUGCGUCGCAUAAGCCAAAGCAAAAAAGCGGUCCUAUGAAUGAUCCUUUCUGUUACAUUUGCUACACACCCAUUUCAAAAGAUGAUCUUGAGGAGUGCUUGUAUUCACCUUGUUGCAAAAACAACUGGUUCCAUCGAUUGUGCCUGCAGCAAUAUGCCCUGAGUGCUGGCCGUUAUUUCUUCAAGUGCCCUCUUUGUAAUAAUGUAUCUCAUUUUUUGGAUAGAAUGUUAGAGUUGGGUAUUGAUAUUCCUGAUAAAGAUGCAGAAUGGGAAUUGGAAAAUAACGCUUUCGAAGAACUUUACUCUCGCCCGGGAUGCGAUGCAUCAGUGUGCAGGUGUCUGAAGGGCAAAGAUUAUGACGGAGUUGGGGGUUGGAAAUUGUUGUCUUGUUCAGUGUGUGGGAGUCACGCAACGCAUCCGCUUUGCAGAGGCUUGCAUAAUAUUGAAUCAUGGAUGUGUAAUGACUGUGUACUACUUCAAGCUGAAAUAAAAUGUAAUAAGAAACCCAUUGACAAACAACCCUCUGAAUGCAAGGACGGGUCUCUCAUUUAUACUUGUGAUUCAGUACUUUUACAUGAGCUCCUUAGGCGCAGACCUAUAGUUAAAAUUAUGAAAUUAUGA
Parasteatoda tepidariorum (common house spider) is the source of this 1161-nucleotide messenger RNA. Lineage: Eukaryota; Metazoa; Arthropoda; Arachnida; Araneae; Theridiidae. The record is from RefSeq and is a predicted model, not a curated record.